AAGUUCCGUUCAGUUCAGCGCGACUGUCAGUUUGAACUUCCUUCCUGCCUUUUGUACGUGAAACACACCGAGGCGAGUCGCUCGGCUGCUGGAGGAGAAAGUGCCCCAAAACACGCAUCGGAGCCCAGCAGCUAGGUUCACAAGUCCCCCUGCACACACCCGGAGUCCAGCCCGAGGCUUUUCUGGGGCUUUUUGAACCCCAUGUGAAGCUGCUGAAUCGGACUAGCCCUUUUCCACCGAUUUAUUUUGAACUUUGGCGACGGUUUUUGAUUGGACAGGGACCGGCAACAAAACGCGUUCCCCUGAGCAAAACGAGCAGCUGGCACAAAUACAUGUGUCAGCAGUGUGUACAAAAAGUGAAUGAAGUACGAGGGCUGGGAUUAUCGUGUUGCUCUACAAGCCCGCCUUCUUUAACCCUGACCGCAUGAUGGUUGGCUCCAGAGGCCAGUGGGGUAUCGAUGACUAGGCCUAAAUGGGAGGGCUUAUGGACAAAGCCAGCCUUCUAUUAUGGCUGCUUAUGCCCUGAACUACCUACUCACGAUGAACCCUAAUAACCUGACUGAUAAGAGCAGCCCUCGGACUGCAAGGCCUGUGCUUCCAGUGCCGGACCGAUCCACCUACAGCCCACUGCUGGGACGGAAUAGUGGUUCCUACAGCCCCGGGAGCUUGAGUCCUAGCUCUUCUGGCACAUCUUUUGUCUUUGCCUCUGGCGUGACCAGCACCAACAACUCUAGGGCACGCUCACCAUGUCGCUCGCCAGACCUGCUGGGGGUGAAUGUGGGCACCCGAGUGCGCAGGCUGAGUGGCACAGACCCAGAGGAGGAGCAGGAGGAGGAAGAGCGGCGUGCUGCUCAGCAGCUCCAGCGCAGCAAGGAGCUCCAGAAUGUAGAGGUGAACAAGAAGGUGGAUCUGUUCGAGGCACAUAUUUCUGCUCAGGCCCAGAGCAGGGAGCUCCAGCGCAGCCCUCGGCUUGCCAGGCGGCAGGGCCCGAAUUCUGCCCCUGUACCUCAGCCGGACAAGCCCAGCUCUGUCUCUGACUUAAACUUUACAGAUGUCUGGAGCAUCCCCCAGGAGCUGCAGAAUGGGAAGAACUCCCGAGGGCUGGAGAGACACGGACAAAAAAACAAUACAGUUAAUACAAAUAAGGAAGAGGGUAACCUGCAGGGAAACAAAUCAGUUAACAGGUCGACGAACACUGUCUCCACAUCACAAGGGGCUGGUAAUGACUUGACUGCCACCAAGCAAUCAGAGACAACUAAGGACGGAGCUCAGCCAACGGAAGCUCAGUCUCAGGCGGACGCUGAGGAGAGGAGUGCAAUCCCUGCCGUCAUAGUGACAGACCAUGGAAUAGACGCUGGUGGAGAGGGCCAGGAACCCCAGGUCAGCCCACAGCCCUCCCAAGCACUGCGAAAGCUCUCCUCCUCGUCUGCCUCUUCCACUGGCUUCUCCUCCUGGGAAGAAUCAGAGGAAGACCUCUCCAGUGACCCAGAACGCACACCAGCCUUCCUCCAGACGCAGCAGAAAGCACAUAAAUCAUGGAAGAAGAUCAAGAACAUGGUGCAGUGGUCACCUUUUUUAAUGUCCUUCAAAAAGAAGUACCCUUGGAUUCAGCUGGCUGGCCAUGCAGGCAAUUUCAAGGCAGGUGCAUAUGGCUGCAUCCUGAAGAAGCACUGCGAGUGUGAGCAGCGCUGCCUGACCCGGUUGAUGAACGACGUGCUGAAGCCGUAUGUCCCAGCCUACCACGGUGAUGUGGAGAAGGACGGUGAGAAGUACAAUCAGAUGGAAGAUCUGCUGGCUGAGUUUGAGACGCCCUGCGUCAUGGAUUGCAAAAUGGGCGUCAGGACAUAUCUGGAAGAAGAGUUGACGAAAGCCAGGAAGAAGCCCACUAUGAGGGCCGAUAUGUACCAGAAGAUGAUUGAAGUGGAUGUAGAUGCCCCCACACCAGAGGAAAAUGAGCAGAAAGCAGUUACCAAACCACGCUACAUGCAGUGGAGAGAGACCAUCAGCUCUACAGCCACACUGGGCUUCCGCAUUGAAGGCAUCAAGAAGGAAGAUGGAACAGUAAACAGAGACUUUAAAAAGACCAAGACUCGGGAACAAGUGACUGAGGCUUUCCAAGAUUUUUUCAAAGGAAACAGGAAUAUCCUGACUAAAUAUCUCAGCCGGCUACAGGAAAUCAAGGAAACUCUGGAAGUAUCACCGUUUUUCCAGACACACGAGGUGAUUGGCAGCUCUCUCCUUUUCGUCCAUGACAAGCAUGAAAGGGCAAAAGUGUGGAUGAUAGACUUUGGCAAAACCACACCGCUGCCUGAAGGCCAGUUCCUGAACCACCGUAACCCAUGGGUGGAGGGCAACCGUGAGGACGGCUAUCUCUAUGGUCUUGACCACCUCGUAGACAUUCUUAACAACAUGGCCGUGACAAAGCCGAUGUAAAGAAAAGGAGAUUGCUGUGAUCCAGUACUGUUUUUAAUGUGCCUUUGUUGACUUCUCUUCACUAUUUUGCCUUGUGGGAAUUCCCACUGAUAUCCCAAAGGCCAUGUCUAUACUUAAUUAAUACUUGUUUGUUAGAUGCCCAUGAAGAACUGAGGGAUUGAACAACUUUUGGGCAUAGUCCAAAGGAAUCUGAUUUGGCAGAUUUCACAUUACAACUAUUACAACUACAUUGUUCUUGCAGCCACAAGAAAAUGUUUUACACUGCUGUACCCCCUUUCUCUUGUGCUGCAAAUGGCCACUUGUAUGACUUUAUACUUCUGAGACUUGAGGAGAAGUCAGUGAGCGUGUUAAAAACAGAUUUGGAACACAGGACACGUCCUCCUCUUCCUGGAGUUCUCUUUAUUCUGCCCUGGGUAGAUCACUCGCACUACAAUACAGGACCUACCAGGGUUACCACAGAAAGCUACCCCCCUCAUCAACACCCCGCAACACACACACACAAACACACACACACACACACACACACACACAGUUUGCAAAAUAGAAGGGCCACAUGUGCUGUGUGUAUUUGUAUGUAUGUAAAGAUACUGAGGCUGUACAUAUAGUAUAUAUGUAUGUAUAGUAUAUAUAGUGUAGAGAUUGUACAGUAUAAUGUUUCAGUAGUGGAGGCCACCUGGAAGAUUUUCUGCAGCUUUAAUACUUCGUCAGUCUGCGUCCGAAUGUAAAAUUCCACUAUUUUCUACCUUUAAUUUGAGCUGUUUGUAUAAUGCUAGUGUUACAGUAUCAAUCACUUGUGCCUUCAUCUCUCUAAUACUUGCAAUCGCAUGAGCAUCAACUUAACUAUGUUUCAGAAAAGAGGAUGAAGAAGAAACUGAUCACAUUCUCACCUAACACGCUUUAAAUUAUCUCCAAAUUUGGUAUGCAGUCCUUUUCGCUUCUCCUAGAACAGGCUACCAGAAGUCUAUUUGAGCUCACGUAUACAAAUCUAAACUUGUAGGUUUACAAUCAUGUUUCUAUUUAAAUGGGUAUAGCUGUCUUUUUUUUUUAUUUGGGACAUUUAGUGAUGUGUCGUUAUAUAAUAUUUAUUAUGUAGUGCCUAACUGUAAUAACUGACAUUUGUUGUAAUGUUACAUUGUGCCUAUAGUAAUUUAUUCUACAUGCCUUUUAAAAAAAGAUUGUAACAGGCCCAAAAUCUCUCCAAUAACAUUUCUGGAAUCAGAUGAUGGUGCGGUGUAUGCUGAAAUCAUGCAAGUUCAUUCUAAAAAAAAAAAAAAAAAAGAAUGCUAAACUGGCAAACCCUCAUAUGGCUUUGAAAAAGUAUCUCAUAAGCAAGUCAUUAAUCAUACUGUAAGGGGGAAUUCUAGCAGGUUUUCUAAAAAUUUAUCUCACUGAGAAGUCAACAAAGUCAUGCAGAAUGGCUCAUUCUAGAGAUAUGUACUGACUUCAUUUAUUUACAGUGCUUCUGAAACUGGGGUCAGUACAUCUCCAAAGCAAAGAUGGCUGUUUUGCUUGUAACUACCAGUGAAAUUACACGUUUAUACCCCAUUACACGUGUUUAUACCCCAUUACACGUGUUUAUACCCCAUUACAAUGCUUCGUCUGUAUAAUCUGAUGUUAACUGAUACAGCUCGAGAUACACAGAGUUAACCUUACUGUAAUACAGUCCGUUUGUUAGUCCGUCUUAGUCCUUUUGGACAUUUUAGUCCGUUUGGUACUACAUCAUAGUAUUUUUCUAAUAAGAAACAGAAACCGUAAGUCAAGGCUUCUCACAGGCUGCUUUUUGGGCAAACAAACCCCAAAUAGACAUCCACGGUUUCUCUUUAAAACGUUCUGGUGUUGUCAUGAUUCUUGUCAUGAGCUGCGUUUUACAUCAACAAUUCCCACCUUACAUUCAAAAGUAUUUACUAAUCUAGAAAAUCCGAGAACGCAAUCUAGUAUGCAAAACAGAUGUUUUGGUAGGUUCGAAGGCCACGUGAGAGUUUUUUUUUAAGGCUACAUGUAAUAGGAAAACCGGUUAGAGUUAGUACUCAAUAACAGUCUAGAACAGUACAUAAGUAUGCGAUUUGGGGCACAACGCUAGUUAGUUUAGUGGAGGUAGAUGGACGGGUUAAUUUGUUGGUUACUAUUGCUGAAUUCCUACUCUAGUGCAGCUAAAAUAGUAUGUACUAAUUUAAAUGUGACUCCAGUAACAAUUUAUAGUAGCACACAAAAUCCAACUUCGAUAUUUCUAAUAUUAUUUUGUAAAAUAAUUGAAUAAAGCAAAAGAGGAGAUUGUGAGUUUCUCUCACCACCCCUUUUGUAAAUCAAGCGACCUCAUGUAGAGUCGUGACCCCUAGUCUGGGAACUCCUGCUCUUCGUGAAAGAGGAUAUUUUGGGGGUCAGGAUUUCGUAGUGAAAAUGGCAUAUUGCUGAAUAGCGAGGCACAAGGCAUUGUGAACACAGGGUUUCUGAACAUUUCUGAACAAAUCUGAACUUUGUUUACUUCUCAACAUGCAAAUUAUGCAGAAGUAUUGGAAAAUUGGUAGGAUUCCAGUUUAAUCCAAAGAAUACAGUGCUUUUUCUGUUCUCCUGUUAACUAUUCACCUGUUGAUUCAUCCACACAGUAUGCUUUUACAGUUUUGUCUAUUCAGCUAGCUAUUUGUCUUAAAAUGCAGCGCAAAUGACCAAAAGUGUGACUUGUAUCGGUACAUUCCUUUAGAUCCCCUCUUUGAAAUAGAUCUUGGUGGUUUGUUAUUGAAUGGGUUAUUUGGACAAUCGUUCCAAAAGCAGUUCCGAUUAAAAAGAUAUCCCAAAAAAAAGACUCAUGACACGAAGUGUAUCCGGUUCAGAUUGAGGUGAUUGCUGUUUGCAUGGCUAUUUGCUAUGCAAAUCCGUCAGUCUCUGCUCCGGCCAAACAUUUGGCUGUGGUCCAACGAAAACAGAGUCUGCGAUAAACGCUCAUUCGUGUAUGAGUGCCUGCUGAUAGACAUUUGUGAGUUCCUCAGCUGGUUUAUUGAGGGUAAUUGAACGUGGGUAAGGAACAGCUGGAACUUACAGUCAGCAGCAUAGCCCAUGUUUAUUCCCCUCGAGGUUAAAUUGUGCCAAACUAACUUAAUCAUGAUGUGUAUUCCCCAGUUAUCAUCUACUGAGCUAUGCGCUUUUAUUUGUAAUAACUCCUAAAGGAACUAAAGAACAACAGUACAGAAGUGUGUCUUGGCAUUAAAUUGCGGACCAUUGGCAGAACUAAACUUAAUCCACAGAUUGUCAUCCUUUGAGAUGUCUUUUUGUGUAUAGUUUUUAUCUUUUUUUUUUUUUUUGUAAUAUGUGAUCCCUUGAAAUGUGCACUCAGUAAAAAAAAAAAUCAUGUUCUAUUCACUAGCUUACUUAGCAACGAAGGUCUCACUGACCCUGGCCAACUGUUGUGAUUUUAUAGCAAUAUUAUUGUAAAAUUUAUUUUAAAAUACCCAGUACAUCUUCAUCUCAGGUAUUAACAACGUAAAAAUAGACACAAAAUCACACUUCAGUAAUUGCAGGUUUGAGAUCUCUGGUAAAAUGACCUGCAGGUAAUGUCUCAUAUAAAUAUGAGUUUUAAAAUACUGUUUGUAGACAAACUUGACAAGCCAAGCCCAUUAAGGUCCAUUUUUGAAGAAGGAAUUAAUUAAUCAAUUAAUUAAUUAAUUAAUUAACAUUCCAAGUGAUGAGUUGAAAAGUUCCACAGCUCAUAGUGAUGUGCUAGUUGACCUGCUAUAGCUGAGCUUUGGGAGUGCGGCGCCCCCUGCUGUAAUGGUGCUAUAGUGUAGGUGCUGUGUAAUGGUAGUUUAAAGAACAAAGCCGAAAGCAAACUACUUUUUAACAGGUUUUAAUAACUUUUGAUUUUUAGUGUAUUUUUUUGUGUGUGUUUUCAAGGGUGUCAUACACAUACUCAUUAAAUGCCUGUGACAUUUUGCACAAGAACACUAAACAUAGCUGCAUGUAUCUUCUCUUUGUCAUCUAUUGACUUGGUUAUAUUGAUUUUGCUUUAAUACCUUGCUUGGUGAGAAGUUGCAUUUUGGCUUUGAUGAGAAUUAUCUGGUCAGUAAUGUCUUGCUUUAAUCACGCCUUGGUUUUAUUCUGCAGAUGAUCUCCAAAGCCUACUCAGCAUUGUAAUAUUUAAUAUGAAAGGGUGCAUUGUGAAACUGCCUGUCCCAAGGGCCUGUUUGCUCUUUCAGAACUUGCUCUUCUGCUGUAACCUACUGUAUAUUUUACUACACUCAUACUGCAAAAAAAUAUGCUUGGCUGUACAAUUUUACUGAAGUAAAUGAACAAUUAGUUGAACGUU
Pangasianodon hypophthalmus (striped catfish) is the source of this 6730-nucleotide messenger RNA. It is a transcript of the gene itpkb, whose product is annotated as inositol-trisphosphate 3-kinase B. Gene Ontology annotation, molecular function: inositol tetrakisphosphate kinase activity; inositol-1,4,5-trisphosphate 3-kinase activity. Bases 508 to 2433 code for a protein of 641 amino acids. The record is from RefSeq and is a predicted model, not a curated record. NCBI's taxonomy places the organism in Eukaryota, Metazoa, Chordata, Actinopteri, Siluriformes, Pangasiidae. Gene Ontology annotation, biological process: inositol phosphate biosynthetic process. Gene Ontology annotation, cellular component: nucleus; cytoplasm. The transcript is spliced from 8 exons.